UUCAACAACAAUUAAAUAAUUUUUUCAUGAAUUUAUAAAAGAAAUGUGGAUCGCUUUAUUCUUAAAAUUGUUCGUUUUUACUUUUUUUUGACUGUCGAAAUAAAUGGAUACCAACAACAAAGAUGUCGACCGUGGUGAAGACCAAAACCAAAACCAAGAUAACCGAGAUGAAGUGACAGGAAUUUCUAAAACCUCAAAUGUAUCUAAAAUAUCCUCGCCUAAAAGUACAAUCGAAAUUGAUGCGGAUAAAUCUACUUUUUUUACUGCUACCAAACACGAUUCAUCAUUUCUCAUGGUAGAUGGUAAUGAUGCGAAAUCUACAAUGCCAGCUUCUCAACCAAGUGAAGUGUUGAGCUGUGGAUUAAUGUCUUGGAAAGAGGAAAUACCAUCAAAGAUCGAUUUUGAAUCUAAAACAAAUACGAAUCAACGAUCACUGCUUGCGCAGAAUGUUACCGACAGGCUUGAUUCCAUUGGAAGCGAAAUGAGCUUAGGUUUUGAAGUACCGACCGAUUUGGACGCUACAAAUCCCCAAUCGUUGGUCAUACGUGAUGGUCCCGAUUUAUAUCAAACUAUUCUACGCACAGUUUGCGCUUAUGCAAUACGUUGUUCUCAUGGUCGAAUGCCAGUUCAAAAAUUAAAAAAUCAUUCUGGUUACUGGUUACCUUUUGCCUAUGCUAAUGAAGAUGAAAAAUAUUCUAAAACAAUUGAUAUGAUUAUCGAAUAUUUCUUGAGCGAAACAAAGCCUACUCCGACAUCCAAAGAUAGCAACAAAGCAGCUAAACCAAAAGAUUCAUCGGCAAAAUUUUUGACCAACUUACAACUGUACAAUAUACAUCGAGCUCAAAUACCGGAUGGACAAUUUGUUUCUCGCUAUAUUUUCCUUGCCCAAUGGAUUGGUUCAGAUUCAAAAUUCACAUGUUGCAAAGAUAAUGCCAGUAUUCGAUGGUUGUCCUUAGCAGAAGUCAUGGGUUCAAAGAAAAUCUCUGACACAUUUUGGGGCAAUGAGAUUCAAAUGACAGCUAGCGUUCUCAACGAACUCCAUUUGAACAAAAUACCAUCGGCAAAAUUUCCAAACAUAUCAGAAUUCACAUCCUCAGAAGUGUUGAAAUAUACGACCAAUACGUCGGCCGUUUCAGCUCCAAACAGACCGACAACUGCCAAUCAAACAAUGAUUAUGUUGUGCGAUGCUAAAUUCAACGAAAAAGAUGUGAUUAAAGUGUAUUGUGAAUAUGUGCAACACUGUUAUCCAUCAGCCAAUAUGACCUAUUGUGCGUUCACCGAGUAUAUCAACAAGAUGGAUUUUCUGCCCAAUGAUGAAAAUAUUAUUCGAUCAGUAUAUCGAGCAAUGUCACCCUCUUGGCGUAAUCGCAAUUUCAUGUUCUUCAAUGAAUUUUUAUUGGGACUGGCAGCACUUGAUUCGUCAAACAAUUCUCAAUUACGUUGUGGCUAUAUAUUCCGUUAUUAUGAUCGGAAUUCGGACAACUUUCUAGAUGAAGAGGAUUUCAAACGAAUCGUUUACGAUAUACGUGAUGCAUCAAUGAUGUCAACCGAUCCAGCAGCGGUACAAAAAGAUUGUCAGACACGUUUGUCUCAAUUAAAUCUGAUGGACGAUAAGAAACGUAUCACUUACCAGAAUUUUAUUCGAGAAGCAACUAGUAGUCGGCUAGCUGGAAUCGGGCAAUUAUUCAGGGCAAAUCGUCCCGUAAUCGAAACGAUACAUUCUAGACACUUGUACGAAUAUAUUUUCAAUAAAAAUGGCAAACCUUUUGCUCCUAAAUUGUUGGGCACUUGUCCAAAAUGUCGUCCAAAAUCGUAUUCAUUGGCAUAUAAUGCUGUCAAACUUAGUAAUCAAGGUCGCAUUGAAGAAUCAAGACCCCUGGUUCAAAUGAAUUGUGGUGAAAUCGAUGUAGAACUUCAAUUUAAAAAGAAAACCAACGAAAUUCGUGUCAAACAUUCAACAGAAGUUGUAUUCAAUGAAAACUCUGCAGCAAAUCAAGUGCUGUCGAUUAUAAGGCGAAUGGUUGAUUUCAACAAGUUGCCUCAUGAACGAAAAACAGAAGUGGCACAAUACGUCAUCAACAAGCUAACGGUGGAUCUGAUCAUACAGUUGUGUAAAGAAGUAACGGAAAUUUUGUUGAUCGAACCUCGUGUUGUCAAAGUGAAUUCACCAUGCAUCGUUCUUGGCGAUCUACAUGGUAAUAUCAACGAUCUUCUCACAUAUGAAAGGCAAUUAUGGCCACUAGCACCUACGGCUAAUGCACCAAACAUAUUGUUCCUUGGUGAUUACGUUGAUCGUGGUGAUUAUAGCAUCGAAGUCAUUAGCUAUUUGUUUGCCAUGAAAAUUCUUGCACCAACCAAAUUUUUUUUACUACGCGGUAAUCACGAAAUUCGUUCCAUACAGCGAAAUUUCACAUUUGCACGUGAAUGUAUGGUCAAAUACCUCUAUCAAAACGGACAACGUGUACUGGAAGAAUUCAACCAGGCAUUCGAUCAUCUACCAUUGGUUGGUAUUAUUGAUGAAUCAAUAUUUUGUGCACAUGGCGGUAUUCCAUAUUCGGUAUCAAAAAUAGAAGAUUUGUACAAAAUACCAUUACCGUUACCUGAACCAGAAAUCCAAUCGAAAGUGGCUUGGGAAAUCCUAUGGUCCGACCCGGUUACUGACGAGGAGUUCAACCAAGUUUGUCAAUUUAAAAAUCAAUCGACUGAUAGCGGAUUUGUAGACAAUCUUCGUCGAUCGACCGGAUAUUAUUUUGCAGAGAAAGCAUCGCGUAACUUUUUGAAAGCUAACAAUCUAUCACACAUAAUUCGCGCCCAUGAACUUGAAACCGAUGGGUAUCGAUUUCGUCAUUCUGGCUUAUUGAUAACAGUAUUCUCAAGUUCACGUUAUUGUAAUACGAAUAACAAAUCGGCUGCCGUUUUUGUAAAUAGUCAUUCAAACAAUGAAGGAUUCAUCAAAGUGAUUGCGUUGGAAACUUAAAUUUUUGUUCUCUACAUAUGAGAAUUGAUUUAUUUUAAUUUUUACAAUACAACAACAACAAAUCACAAG
Messenger RNA from Dermatophagoides farinae (American house dust mite), 3046 nucleotides. RefSeq lists its product as uncharacterized. NCBI's taxonomy places the organism in Eukaryota, Metazoa, Arthropoda, Arachnida, Sarcoptiformes, Pyroglyphidae. The record is from RefSeq and is a predicted model, not a curated record. Gene Ontology annotation, molecular function: protein serine/threonine phosphatase activity; calcium ion binding. Gene Ontology annotation, cellular component: nucleus; cytoplasm.